AUGUUUGACCAAGAAGACGACGCGUCGUGCCGCGAAAAGUGCUUCACGACCAUUACGCGCUUGCCAGCCUUCAUCGACUCAAAGCAAAUUCCAAGUAAAAGAGCGCCUUUUUCAACAAUUCAGAACCAUGCAUUUGCACACUCGGUCGAAGCAAUCUUGCCAAAGGGGGUCUACUCGAAGAUCGAAUCCUCAUUGAAAGCGACACUGGAGCGACCUCAGUAUGCACGAGUGUUCAUGACUCCUUCUGCGUUACUGGAACAUGAGUUUUUCAAUACCUACAUCAAGUCAGGGAAUAUUUUGAUGAUAUCCGAGGGCCGUUCGGGAUCUGAUAAUGUGUUCACGCUCCGAGAUGGAGUCCUCCGAAUGGAGCUUGGAAAGGAAGUUUUUGAACGAACAGGCCUCACUGGCAAACCUUUCCGCAGCAGCGGCAGGAAACACGCAAAAGAAAGAUUCUUGGUUGAAUUGAAUCUCAGGCUGCCCUCCAUGCUACAUGGCAAGAAAGGGUUUGAAAGAAUUGUCUGGGCCUUCACCAACGUUCUGACUCAACAAAUGGCAUGGCUCUUUUAUGAUCUACAGAGUACCCCUGGCACCGACCAAACCACGAGACCAAUUUACAAACUUCAUCCUCAAAUGAUGACAUGUGAACCAUCGGAGACUGAGCAUCGGCAAAUCCUCACUCCUGAAGUUCACGCCGUUGGUCAAGACCUCGAUAAUAUUUCGGAAGGUGAACUCCAGGAACAGCUGGGUUUUAUACAAGAAUGGAUUGCCAUGGUUCGAAUCAAAUCACCCCGUGUGUCUGGGGAAGAUGACGUCGAUCCAUACUUGAGCCGUUACUCGGCUCCUGGAAACCACGUACCUUCCGACUUGGUCAGCGUGAAAUGGCAUGGUUUUAUCUCGUCGCGAUGGGUAAUGGAACUAUUUUUAGCGCUACACCGCCAUACUAAAGACCAAUCCUGGUUCUCUCUUUCGGUCUCAGCGCUUGGAAAGACUGCCGUGGAGGGCAAAGACGGAUUUACUCUUAUGGUUAUACCGGAAGAAAACGGGUUGGCCAUAUCAUGGGAGCUGGUUGGCGCAUCUGUGGUCGAAAACUGA
Messenger RNA from Penicillium nucicola, 1092 nucleotides. RefSeq names its product ribonuclease P protein subunit p40. The record is from RefSeq and is a predicted model, not a curated record. Gene Ontology annotation, cellular component: ribonuclease MRP complex; multimeric ribonuclease P complex. Gene Ontology annotation, molecular function: ribonuclease MRP activity; ribonuclease P activity. The coding region runs from base 1 to 1092 and encodes 363 amino acids. The transcript has 7 exons. Gene Ontology annotation, biological process: tRNA 3'-end processing; endonucleolytic cleavage in ITS1 to separate SSU-rRNA from 5.8S rRNA and LSU-rRNA from tricistronic rRNA transcript (SSU-rRNA, 5.8S rRNA, LSU-rRNA); tRNA 5'-leader removal. NCBI's taxonomy places the organism in Eukaryota, Fungi, Ascomycota, Eurotiomycetes, Eurotiales, Aspergillaceae.